UAGUAACGGAUGACGGAGCAAGUGAUCCUAAUCAGUCCCUGUUCCCACUCUGUUUCACAAUGAGACGGUGGAGUUUCUUUCUGUGGCUUGAUCUGAGGGGAAUACUGCUCUUUAUCCUUAUUGUACUCCUGGUGGUGUAUUUUCUGAACAAAAAGGACCCACCUAAUUUUCCCCCGGGACCACCAGCUCUCCCUCUUUUAGGAAACAUCUUCAACAUUGAACCUAAACAGCCUCACAUUUACCUAACCAAGCUAGCUGAUGUUUAUGGGAAUGUGUUCUGCAUACGUCUGGGCAGACACAAAACAGUGUUUGUGUCUGGGUGGAAAAUGGUGAAGGAAGCCAUAGUGACACAGGCUGACAAUUUUGUGGAUCGUCCUUACAGCCCAAUGGUGAACAGAAUUUAUUCAGGGAACUCAGCAGGUCUUUUCUUCAGUAAUGGAAAGGUGUGGAGGAGACAGCGACGUUUUGCCAUGGCCAUGCUACGAACCUUUGGUCUGGCCAAGAACUCCAUGGAGCAGAGCAUCUGUGAAGAGAGUCGACAUCUUCAGGAGGCGAUGGAGAAGGAGGAAGGUGAGCCAUUUGACCCCAUGCCCCUCUUGAACAACGCUGUGGCUAACAUCAUCUGCCAGAUAGUGUUUGGGAAACGGUUUGACUACAGUGAUCACAACUUCCAGAGCAUGCUGAAGAACCUGAUUGAGAUGGCCUAUUUGGAAGGCUCCAUGUGGGCUCUACUAUAUGAUGCAUUCCCAGCACUGAUGAGACACCUACCAGGGCCUCACAAUGGCAUCUUCAGCAACUCCAAAUCUUUGGAGACGUCUAUCAGGAGAGAGAUAGAGAGGCACAAGUUGGAUCUGGACCCCAGCAACCCACGAGAUUACAUCGACACCUUCCUGAUAGAAGAGAAACACAACAGACGCAAUGAACAGGGCUUUGAGGAAGGAAACCUGGUUCUGUGUUGUCUGGAUCUGUUCCUGGCUGGCAGUGAGACCACUUCAAAGACUCUGCAGUGGGGCCUCAUCUACCUCAUCAAUAACCCUCAUAUCCAAGACAAAGUCCAGGCAGAGAUAGACAGAGUGAUUGGACAGACACGCAUUCCCACCAUGGCCGACAGACCCAACCUGCCUUACACUGAUGCUGUCAUCCAUGAGAUCCAGAGGAUGGGAAACAUUGUUCCUCUCAAUGGAUUCAGAAUGGCUGCCAAGGACACGACACUGGGCGGUUACUUCAUACCAAAGGGAACCUCUGUGAUGCCCAACCUGACCUCUGUGCUGUUUGACAAGACUGAAUGGGAAACUCCAGACACUUUCAAUCCCAGACACUUCCUAGAUGCCAAGGGAAGGUUUGUGAGGAGGGAUGCGUUUUUACCUUUCUCUGCAGGAAAGCGUGCAUGUCUGGGAGAAGGCCUGGCGAGAAUGGAGCUGUUCUUGUUUUUUGUCAGUUUAUUUCAGAAGUUUUGUUUUUCCACUCUGGAUGGAGUUGAGCUGAGCACAGAGGGAAUUAUUGGAGCCACACGCACGCCAUACCCCUUUAAGAUCUACGCUAAGGCCCGCUGAACCCUGCAACCUCUCCUCUACUAUAGACUAUAUGCUACAGUGAAGUCAAAAAAUAUUACACAUAUUUAUACAGACAUCUGUCGCAACAUCUGGAUAGUUUUCCUGUCAAUACCAAAACGCCAGUACUAUUCAUGUUUUUAACCAGUCCAAUGCAGAGUAUGUGUGUGAGAUACUGGAGCUGGUGGUGGAGAUACCAGGAAAUUCUUCAUAAAAUAGGUCAUGAAGGGAAACUAUAGCGUGCUCUUUGUUUUGCCAUAACACAUAGUCACAUGUGACUGCCAUGAAUAACCCUUAGUGUGAACAUCACAUAUGUAGCCAGCAAACAGCAGCAAAAUCCUUUCUCUUUUGUUUCUUUUCCCACUUGUCUCUAUAUAUGAAUGAUUUCAGAUGGAUUGUUACUCGCUAUGAAAAUAAAUGUCAUAAAGGGCCA
Lates calcarifer (barramundi perch) is the source of this 1983-nucleotide messenger RNA. Its product is annotated as cytochrome P450 2J2. Lineage: Eukaryota; Metazoa; Chordata; Actinopteri; Centropomidae. Bases 60 to 1553 code for a protein of 497 amino acids. The transcript is spliced from 9 exons. Gene Ontology annotation, cellular component: intracellular membrane-bounded organelle; cytoplasm. Gene Ontology annotation, molecular function: iron ion binding; oxidoreductase activity, acting on paired donors, with incorporation or reduction of molecular oxygen, reduced flavin or flavoprotein as one donor, and incorporation of one atom of oxygen; heme binding. Gene Ontology annotation, biological process: xenobiotic metabolic process. The record is from RefSeq and is a predicted model, not a curated record.